CCGCUGCGGCAAGCUCAGGAGCCGAGUGGGCCUCGGCCCUCUGUCCCGCCGGACCCGGGCUCCCGAACUCUCCAUCUUCUUCGGUCGGCCCGCGAUCACCGAGGCGGCCUCGCGCCCCAUCGCCCCUUCCCCAUCCCUCCCCUGUCCCCGUCCCCGCCCCGGGGGCCGCCGCCACCCGUCUCCCACGAUGGCUCUGAAGAGAAUCCACAAGUGUUCCAUUGGCAAGCUACAAUAAUGGGGCCAAAUGACAGUCCCUAUCAGGGUGGAGUAUUUUUCUUGACAAUUCAUUUCCCAACAGAUUACCCCUUUAAACCACCUAAGGUUGCAUUUACAACAAGAAUUUAUCAUCCAAAUAUUAACAGUAAUGGCAGCAUUUGUCUUGAUAUUCUACGGUCACAGUGGUCUCCAGCACUAACUAUUUCAAAAGUACUCUUGUCCAUCUGUUCCCUGUUGUGUGAUCCCAAUCCAGAUGAUCCUUUAGUGCCUGAGAUUGCUCGGAUCUACAAAACAGAUAGAGAAAAGUACAACAGAAUAGCUCGGGAAUGGACUCAGAAGUAUGCGAUGUAAUUAAAGAAAUUAUUGGAUAACCUCUACAAAUAAAGAUAGGGGAACUCUGAAAGAGAAAAUCCUUUUGAUUUCCAUUUGACUGCUUUCUAUGAGCCCACGCCUCAUCUUCCCCUGUGCACAUGUUUACCUGAUACAGCAGUGCUGCGUGUUGUACAUACUUGGAACAACAAACUAGAAAUACUGUACUUCUGUACCAACAUUGCCUCCUAGCAGAGAAGUGUGUGUGUGACAAGCCAGUUCUCCAGGUGUAACCUAGGUGCGAGACUAAAAACUUCCCUUAUUGACUUAAAUUUGGAUAACGGCAAGGUGAGGGGUGGUGGGUAUGGUGUGUGCUUGGAUGGGGAAGAAAAACUCCACUGACCUGUAGGAGAUUGUUUUUAAGUGGAAUCCUUUUAAACUCAAAACAUGAAAAGCAAGGUGAAGAACACGAAGCUGUUUCUGUAUUCAUUUUAUUCUGAAGGACCUACGUCUUAGGUGAAAGUUACGGCCAACAAAUUAAAUUCAACCCACAUCCUGUAUUUUAAGGUCUAAGUUUAACUGGUCAACUAAGUUUAAAUGGAUUGGAGCUAUUAAUGCAUAAAGUGUGAUGGGCUUUGUUCCCAGCUCUUACAUCUCCCUACCCUUUAACCCUCAUUCUUUCAGCCCUUCUUUCUCUCUUCCAUAUUCUUUGGUUUGUAUGUGGUUUCUCAGUUAAUACAUAGCUAAUAGCUCUUAUUUUUCUUAUGUUUUUAACUGCUUAGGUCUAUCUGGAUGUAAGGGUGAAAAUUCAUUUGAUGGAAUACUUGUGUAUAUUUAAAGACCCAAUUGCUCCUCUGGAGCUUGUACGUUCAAGAAUGAUUAAUCUGUGUAAUAAACUGAUUACUACAGUCAUUACAUAUAAUUUUGUGUGAAUAGGCUUUUUGAUUUUAAGAACUUUAGCUGAGGUUAGUGGUGGUUUAUCCCCCACCCCUGAUAUGUUUUCAUUAUACUGGGUGCAUUUCAAAAUCAUGAAACAAUUCCAGUUUACAUAGUAAAAAGAAUAUCUUGAAACUAAUUUUACUGAAUAAGGGCAUAAGCUUAAAAGCUUUUCCAUGAAACUUAUAUGUGCAGUAUUCUAAGAACAUGACUGUUAAACUAAAUAAGAAAUUUGUUUUAUUAAUGAAACUAAGCUCCAUUUCAGCAAAACCUUGUGACAUUCCCUUGGUACAUAGGACAUAAAACAAAGGCAUUGCUAUUUGGUAAGUUAAGCUUCUGUGAUUGUAAAAGAGGAACACUGACCAAACCUGGGAAACAUGAACCCAAUUUUGUAUUGGAGAGUCUACAUAAUUACUUUGCACUAAUGUUGCAGGAUGUUCAUCCAAUUUUAAAUUGUACUGUAUGUGGCUUUUUGAAGUCUUCCCUUAACUCUAGUAAAAUGUAGUUUGAAACUUGUAAACAACUGUGUUUGCCAGAAACAUUCAUGUGAACUAGGCAAGUUACCAAAUUUUUUCACCUCCUCUUAAUCUAAUUGUAAACCGGGCCAGCCUGAAGGCCAUGGCUGCUCACUAGUCAUCAGGUUCUUUCGAUGCAUCUUUACACUCUUGCACAAAAACUGAGGAAUAAAUGUCCACUGCUUUUGUUUUAAA
Molecule: messenger RNA, 2171 nt
Organism: Pteropus alecto (black flying fox)
Lineage: Eukaryota; Metazoa; Chordata; Mammalia; Chiroptera; Pteropodidae
Gene: UBE2D2
Product: ubiquitin conjugating enzyme E2 D2
Exons: 6
Biological process (GO): protein polyubiquitination; ubiquitin-dependent protein catabolic process
Cellular component (GO): nucleus
Molecular function (GO): ubiquitin conjugating enzyme activity
Source: RefSeq, a predicted model, not a curated record